Molecule: messenger RNA, 1251 nt
Organism: Helianthus annuus (common sunflower)
Lineage: Eukaryota; Viridiplantae; Streptophyta; Magnoliopsida; Asterales; Asteraceae
Product: ethylene-responsive transcription factor CRF4
Exons: 1
Coding region: 1-1251 (416 amino acids)
Biological process (GO): regulation of DNA-templated transcription
Molecular function (GO): DNA-binding transcription factor activity; DNA binding
Source: RefSeq, a predicted model, not a curated record
AUGGAUCACCACUCUACAUUAUCUCCUCUAAAACAAACCGAGCACAAAAAAGUGAUCACAAUGUUGGUUCCAACAUUGACAAAAAAGGGUUCCGAUCAAGAAAACACACCUUCCCCAAUGCAUGUAAGGUUAUCAAUGACGGAUCCAGAUGCAACUGAUUCAUCCGGUGACGAAGAUGGGUCGGUUUUCCAACGAAGGCGCGUAAAGAGGUACGUCCAUGAGAUCAAACUACAAAUAUCUACCGAAACUGCAGUCGCGGGUGUUGAUGCUAGGAGGAAAAAGAUCGGUAAGGGGUCUAGUUUAGAGGCUAAACAGAAGCCAAAGAAGACGACGAAACCGAGAAAGGUUGGGAAGUAUAGAGGGGUUCGACAAAGGCCGUGGGGUAAAUGGGCGGCAGAGAUUAGGGAUCCGACGAGGCGGAUACGAUUGUGGUUGGGGACGUAUGACACCGCGGAGGAGGCUGCUAGGGUUUAUGAUAAUGCAGCUAUUAAACUUCGCGGUCCUAAUGCUUUGACCAACUUUAUUGCACCACCGGUUGCUGAAAAUCAACCGGUAGAUGCUGAAAGCCCAUUGGUUGACAAAAAUAAACCAGUGGUUGCUGAAAAAACACCGGUUGCUAAAAAUCAACCGACAAAUGCUAAAAGCCCAUUGCUUGAAAAAAAUGAACAAGUGGUUGCUGAAAAAACACCGGUUGAUAAAAAUCAACUUUUGAUUGUUGAAAAUCCACCGAUUGCUGAAAAUCAACCGGUGGUUAUUAAAAACCCACCAUUGGUUGAUGAGAAUCAACCAAUGGCUGUCAACAGUGGUUCAAUGUCAGACUAUGAUUCCGGUGAAGAGUCGCACAACAACCUUUUGUCCCCGACUUCUGUCCUUCCGUUUAGUAACCCUAGUGACAUUUUUAGUCACUCAAAAGAACCGCUUGGACCGGUCAAUGAUGCUAUGGAGUGUGAGUUAGCAAACCAAUGGGGUCCGGUUCAUGGACUUGACCCGGAUAAUGAUUUAAUGGUUGACCGGAAUGGGUCGGGUGCUUUUGACAAUGUAUCAUUCUUGGACAAUCUUUUUGACUUCCAAUCACCGGAUCCGAUACCAUUUGACGAUGAAGUUCCAUGUUAUGUGAUGGGUAAUGGUUUCGGGUCACUUAACCCGAUUCAGUUUGAUAACAUUGAUACAAUACCAUUUGUUGACAAUUUUAAAGAUCUGAUUCCUGAGGUUGGACUUCCAUCAACGUUGGAGGUUGAGAACUAUUUUUAA